CUUGAGAAAUGACCUACCCCAGAAGACGUUUUUCUCUUUUCUUCUGGUGCAAGCGUACCUCUUUCGGAACCGAGAGAAUUAACCUUUGAGACAGAAAAGGCUCAUCAGUCGAUUCAGAUUGUAGAACAGAACACGGUGGUCUUGCGCUUGUGAUCUCGAGUGUUCGGAAGGAACCGACAGGGCAAGGACAGGCAGAAGUCGAGUUUCCGCAGGCAAGAUGCUUGCAGUGUCGGCUCCUCGGAAAUGGGGGUUUCUCCUCUACUUGCUUCUUUCGCUGGACAUUUGUUCACAAGCGUCGUUGAUCAAUGGAGUCGCUGCCCAGUGUUGAGUCUGGUGAAGGAAGUGUCACUCCUACUGAGCAACAGCAGAGUCAUUUGCGAGCGAUGGUCGAGAAGAAAAAAUCCCGGAUCCUGGUCGGCGGUUUCGAGGAAAUGCUGCCUCUGGGUCAUGGACUGCCUUUCCACAUGGGAGAAAUGGCUAUGCCUGAGCCAGUUGCCGUUGCUCCUCAGAUGAUUCCAUUUCCUGUUCAAGUGCCGGCUUCCCCGCCAGGAAAGAGUAUGAACAAACACCUUGCGGACGUGCCCAGGGACGACAUCAAGCCAAAGUAUCAACGCAGGGAAAACGUUAUCACCACUGACGUUUCUUGGGUGUGUCCAGACGGUUUUUCGACGGCCGGGGACGAAUGCGUCAAGUACGAUCAGAAACCGACGAAAUUGGGGUGUCGUGAGGGAUGGACAUUCGUCGACGGCAGCUGCAAAGGGGCUAAUGUGUUGCCCCCAGCUCUUAAUUGUGACCCAGGAUUCGAUGACGUCAAUGGCCAGUGUAUCCACAUAGUUGUAGCUCCGAAGCAGAUUCUAUGCCCAGUCGGUUACGUUCUUCACGAAGACCACUGCAUCCAAGAAACAACCACCAAACCCGAUUUCGUCUGUCCCGAAGGAACGGUGUUUUCUGGGAACGAGUGCGUACGACCCACGAGCUUCGAGCCCACAGCUGCGUGUCCACCUGGUUUCGAGUUGUACAAGAACCACUGUCGCCGCGAGAUCCUGAAACCGAGCACAGGCAAAUGUCCUCCUGGAAUGACCCCAGCAGGGCACAACUCGUGUGUGCACCAGCAAGUCGCGGAGGCUAAGAUCAACUGUCCUGCUGGAUUCCAGAUGGUCCAGGGGGCCUGUAUCAAUCACCAGGCGGUCAGCCCCAGCCUCAGUUGUCUCGAAGGGUUUCUGGAGCACGGUAAGUGUGUCGUAUGGCUCGAGGACCCCCCCCAGAUGGCUUGCCCCAAAGGUGCCACAUUUCAACAGAACCAAUGCGUCGUCGAGCACACCGUUCAGACCAUUCAGCAGUGCCCGCCGAACUCCGCGUACGAUUCACGGAAACAGCUGUGCGUUGGACCGCACCAGAAAUCGCCACCUAUGCGAGGUUGUCCUCCCGGCUAUGUGCAAGACUACGGGAAAAAAGGAUCUACUUGCACACUCAUUAAAACGUCUGCUCCGGAGCCGGUCUGUCCCCCAGGGAUGACGUUCGACCCGGUGAAGAACGCCUGUAAAAGCGUCAACAAAUUCGAGCCGCAGGCAUCGUGUCCGCCUGGAUCGCAGCUGAGUGGCGACCAGUGUUUCUACAGGGACCAGGCACAGCCGCAGGCUCAAUGCCCGCCGGGUUUCGUCUACAACGAGAAAGACCGUUUAUGUCAGCAGACGACUGAGCAGUCUCCACAACAAGAAUGCCCACCAGGUUUCACGCUCAAUUUGGAUGGAACCUGCAAACGCGCAGAGUCUGUUCAGCAAGACCUGGCGUGUCCGCCCGGAUCCGUCCUUCAGCACCAAGGCAAGUCGGCGAGGUGCGUCGGGGAGCAACGGAUGAACCCUCAGCAAGUCUGUCCGCCUGCUUUCGAGGCGCAUGUCAAUCCAGACGGAACGAUUUCAUGCGUGGGCCAAAACGCAGCCGCGCCGAAGCUCUCUUGUCCGCCAGGAUUUGUUGAUCAAGGCUUUCAGUGCGACAAACAGGAAGUAGGGCCUCUCCGGUCCUCGUGCCCCGUCGGUUUCGUCCUCAUGGACCACCAGUGCGUCCACGCUGUGGAGGAAGCUCCGGUGCUGAUGUGUCCCGUUGGGUACAAGCUCUACCGGGGCGUUUGCGUCAAGCAGAUGAAGACGAACCCAACCCCCAUCUGCCCACCGGGGUUCAAGUACGAUGCCCUAACUGGCAAGUGCUACAAAACGGAGGUGAAGUACGACUUCGAGAACGCCCUCCCACUGCAGGAACAGCCCAAGAAACCCAAGGAAGAAGCGCUGCUUCCUCUCGAAGAAACCACCACCACGACUCGAGCUCCUGCGCCCAUGCCAAUCGCACAACCUAUGCAGGCGAUGGCGCCAAUGAUGUCGGCUGCCGCCCCCGCGAUGCAGCCCCAGCCUACAACCGUUCAGAUUAUUUCUCAGCCCGUCCCCAUUCCCUCGCCCGUUGUGUAUUUACCUCAACAAGCGCCGCCUCCCAUGCCCAUGCUGCCGCCUGUGUUGCCGCCGCCUCCUCCGCCUGUGCCGGUCCCCGUGUUUGUCCAAGCUCCUCCCCCGCCUCCUCCUGCAAAGAAAGUCCAGCACGUUCCAGUUGCGCACCACCAGACGGUUUUGGCCGUCGAAGAGAAAAAGAAAAAGCGAUGGUUCUGAUCGAUUGACACUGCGUGACUGCGGUGUCUUCUUCGAGAUGUAAUUGUGACUCGGCGUGUCCCAGAAUGGGGAAAGGAAAUGUUGUGAACAUGUCUCCGUGAGGCAACAGUAUCACCUGCUGAGCUGCGCCACGCUUUCUUUUGCUCCCCGCAAUGCUGCAGAAAAACCCAAUGUACAGUUGUCAUCACUCGCGUCUGUGUGUUGUCUGUGUGUUACAAGUUUUCGGAUUUCCGUCUCCGUGAACGGGUGCGACAGUAGCUUUUCUCCGGGAUUUCGCGCUCCAGAGGCUACCACCCAACAAUCGAAGUGUAGUACGCUUCAGACUGUGUGCCCGCAAUGUUGAAAUUCUUAGAGUCCACG
Messenger RNA from Toxoplasma gondii ME49, 3014 nucleotides. Its product is annotated as oocyst wall protein. The coding region runs from base 306 to 2654 and encodes 782 amino acids. NCBI's taxonomy places the organism in Eukaryota, Apicomplexa, Conoidasida, Eucoccidiorida, Sarcocystidae. The transcript is spliced from 4 exons. The record is from RefSeq and is a predicted model, not a curated record.